AUUGGUUUACCUAAAUAAACACUUCGUGACUUAUAUAAUGUAUGGUUAUGUCAUGUUGGCUUUAAAAGCAUGACAAUACAUGUUUUUCAAAUCCGACCCAGACACAAUUAAGCAAUGUUUGACUGGCACGUUCACUUUUUGUCGUGAAAGUUUUUCAAACACGAGAGGACAUGAAUAAUAUUACUGAUAUAACUGUUUCGCCUCUGACGAAGUCUUCGUAUUUGAAGCCAAUUAAAAUUAAAUACUCUCAGAACGGUGUCGACAAGGAACAGCAUUUGCUCAAGGUUCAUAACAGUGUGGCAGUUCUUCUUUUCAAUACUUCAAGAAAUGUGUUCGUUUUUGUUAAACAGUUCAGGCCAGCUGUAUACUACGCCAACCUUCCAGCCCACGAAGAUAAUGCUGAGAUUGAAACAAUAAAAUAUCCCAGUGAACAUGGAUUCACGUUAGAGCUGUGUGCGGGAAUUUUGGAUCAAGAGCUUCCGCCAGAAGAAAUCGCUCGGUUGGAAGUGCUGGAAGAAUGUGGCUAUGUCGUCCCUGCCUCUAACUUCAAGCAUAUAAUUUCCCUCAGGAAUACUGCUCUCACUGGAAGCAAACAAGCAAUAUUCUAUGCAGAAGUUACUGAUGCAAUGAGAAGUACAGAACCCACCAAAGAGCACAGAACGAUUGAAGUGGUGGAACUGAGUGUUGAAGAGGCUAAAAAAUACCUUCAUAGCAGUGAGGUCCGUAGCCCUGCCAUUCUGUUGUUUAGUCUGAUGUGGUUUUUCCAGAACAAACAAAAAUGAUAGAUGUCAUCUCGAAGAAAAGGAGCAGCAAAGUAAUCAUCAUGCACAUUGUUACGCAGUUAAAAUGUGUACAAUUGCAAGAUACAAUAUGCAUACGUAUUUCUAGUGACGAAAACUGGUUAAUACAUGUUGUCUUACAACUGCUAAAUAAACCUGAUUAAUUUUUCAACAAAAACUUCUUUAUUCAAAACAUUCUAUGUCUACUGACAUCACCUCUCACUGCUAAGGGCAACUUGAAUUGCACAUCUUGAGACCAGUGGAUAGGCAGAGGUUUGCUUGGCGAGGCCACUGAUAUAGCCCACUCGACACGGCUCUAUAAAUAAUUAAAUUAAUUAGAGUUUAAGAUGGGAUCACACCUCAGCAUUAUAUAUGUAUUUUGUUAAAUACUAGCAGCAACUGGCAAACACUUUUUUUUUUCUACUCAACAAACCACGAAUCUAGUUUGAACAAUUGUUAAGGCUCAGUCUCAUGGUUCAAUGCUGUUUGUUUUGAUUAUUACUAUUAAUUAAGGGAUUCUCCUGCAAAUUUACUCUAAUAACUCUCUUUUAUUUGUUUUUGGCUCAUAAUUUUUCUCAACAGAUAUUUUCUGAACCUAAUCUUUGAGCUGCAGAAAGUCAAGCAAUUGAUCCUAAUAAUAAACACUUGCAUGGCUUUUUAUCUUUAUUAAUUAACAUUUAGAAAAUAUCUGUUGAGAAAAUCUAAAACAUGGUAUGUAACACAGACCUUAAAGCCAACAUUUGAAGCUUAGUGUAAUUAUUAUUGUCAUCUCCAGUCGCUCACGAGAGUAAUCGCUAAUCAGUUAUUUUUUACCAGCAGUUACAUGAUGGAACAUAUUAGUUUACAUUCAUUGAAUUUAAUAUGGUAUUAAAAAAAUAAAUUUUUAUAAUCUGAGUUGAGUUUUGAUUAAAUAUGCUGAUAAUUCCAUGAUUUUUUGUUGCAUUUUGGUGCUUUAUGGUGCAUUAACUAGCAUUCCGGGGUUAUAGGGUGUAUUUUCAGUGUUAUUUUGGCUAUAACCUUGUCCCUAAUCAUGGCUGGUCCACACUCACUGGCUAUAUUUCCCACUUGUCCAAGCCCUGGGCGUGACAUCGCCGGGACCAAGCGCACAGCCGGCAGCAGUAACAUGCACGUUGCACGCUGACUGGAUCACUAGGUGUCCGAGCGGCACCAGCGUGUCUGUUAAAAAUCAUUCGCAACUGAAAGUUUCCAAAAUGUGAGUGUUCUGUAACUCUUAUCACAGCCACGAAGUUGAUUUCUAGAGAAAAAGGAGAGGGAAGUAAAAGUGAAUCCAGUGAAAGGUCUUUAAUCCGGCAUGCCCAAAACCGCUGUAUUAGUGGGUUUCCUGAAUUACUGAACGUCAAUAUAGUUUUAAAUAGCAUACCAAAAUUAAUUUUUAAGAGAGGAUAUUUUGGUGUCAUUGGUUUUAUUUUCUAUGAUAUAUUUUUAUUAAAAAAUUGCAUAUUACUAUUACUGAAUAUAUGACAAAUGUUCUAUAAUACUAAUUUCUCCAAAUAGUGUCAUUUUGAUUGACACAUGAUAUACUUAUGUAAUAUAGUGAUUUUUAAUAAGCAUGUCUAACUAUUCUGAACAAAUAAAAUUAAUUUGUAGUAUUUUAUGGGUUUGAAAAGUAUACUAACAUUAACAUCGUAAUGUAAAAAUGAGUUGCAAAAUUAAAAAGAAGUAAACUUUUACCUUUUUUUUUGCAUAAAAUUUUGUACAAUCUUUAUCCUAAAUAAAUUAUUUUCAUUCAAUUUAAUAUAUAAAAUACUACAUACUUAUUAGAGUUAAGUUUUGGUUGAAAAUACUGAUUAAGUUCAUGAUUUAAAUUGCAUUUCAUUAUUAUAUGUUGUAUUUGUGUGCUUUUUGAGUUUUUGGUGUUCUUUCGGUUUUACAGCAAUUUACCAUAAUUUUGUCCAUACAAACGUGAACUGUACCCCGCUAGAAAACAGAAUAUAAUAUAAAUGUUGAAUGUUUGUGAGUUAUCUCUCUUUCCAACACAAGUCUUCCAUUAUAACAUUUUGGUCUUUAAAAAAAAAAAAACACUUAAAAACUUAUUAAGCUCAGUUUACUGUAUAAACAAUUAACAUACAUAAAAAAAUAAUACUACACAAUAUCAUAAUAUAUACACAACUUCCACUCUUAAAGGUAGAUAAUAAUGAGUAAUAUGUAACUG
This is a messenger RNA of Bacillus rossius redtenbacheri, 2952 nucleotides long. RefSeq names its product uridine diphosphate glucose pyrophosphatase NUDT14-like. The record is from RefSeq and is a predicted model, not a curated record. The coding region runs from base 171 to 782 and encodes 203 amino acids. Lineage: Eukaryota; Metazoa; Arthropoda; Insecta; Phasmatodea; Bacillidae. Gene Ontology annotation, biological process: nucleoside phosphate metabolic process; ribose phosphate metabolic process. Gene Ontology annotation, molecular function: metal ion binding; UDP-sugar diphosphatase activity. The transcript has 6 exons.